Molecule: messenger RNA, 3227 nt
Organism: Cucurbita pepo subsp. pepo (vegetable marrow)
Lineage: Eukaryota; Viridiplantae; Streptophyta; Magnoliopsida; Cucurbitales; Cucurbitaceae
Source: RefSeq, a predicted model, not a curated record
UUUAUUUUUAUUUUAUUAAUUACAGCCGCCGUCACUCGAGCGUUGAAGACCUGUCAAUCCCUAGCACCGCCGCACUAGCUUGCGUCUUCCUCCCCUCCGGCGACACUGCAGUGCGGUCCCACUCUUCUCAGUUCAGCCGAUAGGCAUAGUGCGCCGACUCCGCAGCCUCCUCCGGCUUUGCUUUCGCCAGCCUCUUCGGCCUCCGCCGGUCGUCACCGGCACGUAAUCGCAAACCUUCAAACGGAGCAGACCGAACCGUCAAUCCGCGGUUCUUAUUUCUGAACAAGCUCCUUUUACCCAUUCGACAUUGUGCUGAACUUCUAUUGUCAUAGUCAACUCGUCUCAGAACUCUGGAAGAGCGAGCAAUGGUGGAAUCAUAUUUCCAGGCCGUCACGUUGGUCGCUGCCCCAAACUACCCAAAUGCUAUCGCUUGGUCUGAUGAGAAUUUAAUCGCCGUUGCCUCAGGCCCCCUUGUCACUAUACUGAAUCCGGCAUCGCCAUUUGGAGCACGAGGCACUAUUACGAUCCCUGCAAGUGAUCCACUUCCAAUAGGGGUGAUAGAGAGAAAAGAUUUAUUUGCUGGCUGCUUGUUGCCAACUUGCUUAUCUCGGGAUGACCGACCUCGUGCUCAGUCCAUAGCGUGGUCUCCUCUUGGAAUGGCUCCUAAUGCAGGGUGCUUGUUGGCUGUUUGCACGUCAGAAGGAUGUGUGAAGCUUUACCGUCCACCGUUCUGUGACUUUACUGCUGAAUGGAUUGAGAUUAUGGACAUAUCAAAUAAGCUUUAUGAUUAUUUUGAAAGUCUUAAAUUUGGGGAGCUAGAUGUUCCUUCAUCAAAGUGUUCUGAUAAUCCAGUGAAGGAAGGUGGGAGUGCUGUUGAUGUCCAAGACCAUUUCACAAGGGAGGACCGUAAGCGAAGAAGGAAAGUUGCGCCCAAUUUAAACAACGGAAGCAGUUUAAAUCAAUCAUUGGAGAAAUCAAAAGAGAAGCGUCCGAGGAGAAGAACUGAAGAUAGCUCCGUGCCUUCAUUAAUUAAUGCCCAACAAUAUGCUUCUCGCAGUGCAAUGUUGUUGUCUGUUGUCGUUGCCUGGUCUCCAGUAAUGAAGCCGUCUCAUAAGGUUCAUUCGCACUGGAAUUCAUCCGUCAGUGUUCUUGCAGUAGGAGGGAAAUCUGGUAAAGUUUCAUUUUGGAAAGUUAACGUACCAGAAUGCUACUCCCUUGCUGAGUGCACGGUCCCAACAAGAGCUCUGCUUGUUGGGCUUCUUCAGGCACAUAAUUCAUGGGUCAACUGUAUCAGUUGGAUGAUGUUUGAUUCUGAUUCAUCAAAUCCAAAGGUUUUAUUGGCAACUGGGAGCACCGAUGGGAGUGUGAAGAUCUGGCAAUGUUCCUGUGAAGAGUUAUUAGCAUCUUCAGACACUAAUUUUGCUUCAUUUUCCCUAUUGAAAGAGGUCAUCAGUGGUGGAGGAGUGCCAACUCUACUUUCACUCAAUUUGCCCAAUUCAUCCGUGCAUAAACUGUCUUUGGCCAUUGGCAGAGGAUCUGGAUCACUUGAAAUAAGGAUAUUUAACCUAUCUAGCAGUGAAUUUGAUAGCGUUAGGUCAUAUGAAGCACAUGAUCACGUCGUUACCGGUGCAGCUUGGGCAUUUGAUGGACGUUAUUUGUUCACCUGCAGUGAGGAUAAUAUUCUCCGAGGUUGGAGUUCAGAUGAGAGUUCUCUCCGUGAAGUACCCAUUUCAUCACGUAUCCCUGAUCUUGGAAACUCCAUUGAUCUUCCAGAUUCAUUUCGGUCGUGCUUUGGCCUUGCAGUGUCCCCGGGAAAUCUUGUGGCUGCCGUGGUUCGCAACUUUGAUCUCGAAUCACUUGAUCGAAUGUACCAAGCAAGGUCUCAGAAAGCUGCUAUUCAAUUCUUCUGGAUUGGAGAAGAAAUACAAGUCGUGCCAGACGGUUCUUCUUACUUUUAUACUGAAACAAUUACAGACAUUUCUAAGAAGGAAUUGGUUCAAUGGGAAUCCAGUAUGUUGUGGUCUUUAAAUCAGUUUAAAAAUUUGAACAAGCCUAUGGUUCUUUGGGAUGUUGUAGCUGCUUUGCUGGCUUUCAGGCAGUCCAUACCGGAAUUCAUUGACCACAUUCUACUUAAGUGGCUUUCAACGUUAUAUCUCGAAUGGAACGAGGAGCUCUCUGCUACAAGGAUUUUGUCACACGUCUCGAGAAAUGUGUCGACAUUUUCUACUCGCCAACUUCACCUCCUUAACGUUAUUUGUAGACGUGUAGUUCUGUCAGAGCUAGUACAGGAUCAAGUGAACAAUGACCUGCAGGAUUUGGAGAGACUCAGCGAUGCUGAAAAUGAUAAACAUAUUUUGUGGAAGGAGUUGCUUUUAAGCAGUGAAAGAGAACUCCGUCAGAGGCUAAUCGGUCUGUGUUUUUCUUCUUGUGCAAAGCUUCGUGCCCUGUCGAGUACUGAAUAUCGACCCGGGUUCUGGUAUCCCAUUGGAUUAGUGGAAAUGCAGCAGUGGAUUAGAUAUAAUCAAGAACAUUUACAGGAAUCGCUCAAAGUCAUUGCAUCGAAAGAGGGAAAAGACCAUUCGAGUGAACAUUCAGGGACGGAGCAGUGCACCUACUGUUCAGCAUCGGUUCCAUUCGAGUCUCCAGAACUCGGGUUUUGCCAGGGCGUCGGUCAGAGUCACAAACUAGUAAGGUGUUCGGUAUCAAUGCAGGUCUGCCCUGUUACUGCUCCCUUAUGGUUCUGCAUGUGUUGUAGUAGAAGUGCCUUCAGAUUAGCUCCUGAUAUACUUUUCCAGAUGUCUGAGACUCCUGACUUUAGUUCUUUAACACUCCCUGAUUCGGACAUACCCUCGAAACCGUUAUGCCCCUUUUGCGGUAUACUGCUGCAACGUCGACAGCCCGACUUCUUACUGUCAGCAUGCCUGGUUUAAGUAAGCAUGCCGUUUUGUCAGUGCCUUGAAGCUUGUUGUAUAUAGUUGGUGAUAAUAGCUAAGAAUCAUACAAGGGCAAGCAGCAUAAGUUAACCAAAUGAUUUAGAUUGUUGUUGUGAUGGUAGUAUAGCCAUAAGCUUGGAAUAGUCAAAUUAUUGACAAAUUAUUUAGGCUGAAACUUUUAAGCAGAUAUUUAGUGUAUAUACAGUACUGUUGAAAUGAUUAAAUGUAAGUAUAACUCUACUGAUCGACUCACUUUUUAGGUUAAUGGUGAUGUAAGUUGAUAUUUUCGUGAGA